AUGCCCAUUCUCGAAGGUGAUUCUAUCCGUAUCAAUAUCAUCAAAGCCAAUGAUCUCAUUCCCAUGGACGUAUCAGGAUCAUCAGAUCCCUAUGUCAUCCUCUCCUCUGCUCUCAACUUUUACGAUGAAAUUAAAACCUCCAUCGUGAAAAAGAAUUUAAAUCCAAUUUGGGAGAAUGAAGAGUAUUCAUUUCGAUCACCCAAAGAUCGAUCCGAAGGUUGGACCAUUAAAUUUCGAGUGAUGGAUUAUGAUCGUAUGAAAAAGGAUGAUUUUUUAGGAGAUGCCGAGUUGGUGAUCAACGAUGAUCGAUUCAAAGUGAAUAGUGGAAAGGAAGAACAAGUGGUCUUGCCAUUGAAAGGUGUCAAGAGUGGAACUUUGACUGUUGGCAUUUCUUUGAAGAGAUCAUCUAAUGGUACUUCAACCACUCCAGGUAGUAGUGCAACUGAAAACUCUCCAAUUUCAUCGCCAAGAGGUUUUUCACAUUCCGAUUCGUCUGUGUUUCGUGUCGAUAAUUUUCCUUAUUUUAUUUUCAAAGUUCCAAAACGAUUCAAGUUUGAUCCUCUCAAUAAGAAGAAGAAGAUUCAUUCCAUUUCGUGUUUUCAUCAUGUCCUACCAGAAGCAAGUGGUUUAUCCGUGUUGAACAGUGGAAGUAGUAGUGGUAGUGGUGAUAGUAAUAGUAUUAACAACAAUUCGGACCAUCAAAGUGCAUGUACGACUCUCUCUGAUGAUCAUUACGAACAUUUGACUUUCACAUUCAGUGACAAUAUUUUGCAAGAGAUGAAUUUGGAAAAAGCCAAGCUCUAUACCAUAUUCAGCCUUAAAAAGACUCACAAGGACUAUUCACGCAUGGCAGGACAUGAUUUGAUGACUCUUGAAGAGGACCUUGAUGUGACAUCAUUAUUCGAUUCACAAUUUUCAGGAGUCUAUCGUUGGCAAUGGUUCUUUUGGGACUUUCCAGAGAAGAGAAAGACUCGUGUCAUUGUGUACAUGAUUUUACCUGUUCAUACGUGUCGUUCCUUAAUUACAGUUGUAUAUAAAACAACUCUCGCAUCAAUGACUCAAGAGGAAAAAACGACAAGGAAUACUGUCGUUGUGUCAAAUCAUAAUAACAGUACGACAAGUGGCAUCAGUAAUAGUGGUAGUAGCAAUGGUGGUUCCAUGGAAGGAGAUUUCAUGGUUCAAUCCAUCGUGAAGAGUAUCGAAAAGAUUGUUCACCUUCAUUGA
This is a messenger RNA of Naegleria fowleri, 1224 nucleotides long. RefSeq lists its product as uncharacterized. NCBI's taxonomy places the organism in Eukaryota, Heterolobosea, Eutetramitea, Acrasida, Naegleriidae. The transcript has a single exon. The coding region runs from base 1 to 1224 and encodes 407 amino acids. Gene Ontology annotation, molecular function: calcium ion binding. The record is from RefSeq and is a predicted model, not a curated record.